AUGGCUGUUUCUCCAAAUUCCUGCCUCUCCAGGUAUCUGCUCAUCUUCAUGCUCCUGCAGCUGCCCAAGCUGGAUUCAGCUUACUUUGAUGUGAUUGGACCCCAGGAACCCAUCCUUGCUGUGGUGGGUACAGACACCCAGCUGCCUUGUCAUCUCUCCCCAAACAUGAGUGCAGAGCACAUGGAGCUACGAUGGUUUAGACAAACGUUGUCACCGGCAGUGUUUCUGUACCAAAACCAGCAGGAGCAGGUCAGGGAGCAGAUGCCUGAGUACCAAGGGAGGGUGACCCUGGUGAAGGACAACAUCACCACUGGACAUGCUGCUGUGAGGAUACAUGGUGUCAGGGCCUCAGAUGAUGGGGAGUACCGAUGCUUUUUCAGGGAGAAUGAAAGCUAUGAAGAGGCUAUUGUGCAUCUGAAAGUGGCUGGUGAGUGCACUGAAGAAUUCUCACAUUCCCUGACUACCAUGCUGAAUUUAUCUUCCUAUGGGUCUCUUACUAUGGAAACCACCAGAUUCAUCUCCGAAUCUUUUGCAGAGGGUUGGCAGAACCCCAGGUGCAGUGGAGAACUCCCACAGGAGAGACUUUAUCAUCCAGCUCCCUUCUUCCCAAGACUGACUCCCUGGAUAGUGUCGGUGGCUGUUGUGCUAAUUGUCUUAGGACUUCUCACCAUUGGCUCCAUAUUUUUUAUUUGGAGAUUGUACAAGGAAAGAGAGAGGACGAGUAAAUUCAGUUCUACAGAGAAACUACUAGAAGAACUCAAAUGGAAAAAGGCUACAUUGCAUGCAGUUGAUGUGACUCUAGAUCCAGACACAGCCCAUCCUCAUCUCUUUCUGUAUGAAGACUCAAAAUCUGUUCGACUGGAAGAUUCACGCCAGAAACUGCCUGACAAACCAGAGAGAUUUGACUCCUGGCCCUGUGUGUUAGGCCGUGAGACUUUCACUUCAGGAAGUCAUUACUGGGAGGUGGAGGUGGGAGACAGGACCGAUUGGGCAAUCGGUGUGUGUAGAGAGAAUGUGAUAAAGAAAGGAUCUGAUCCCAUGACUCCUGAAAAUGGGUUCUGGGCUGUGGAAUUGUAUGGAAAUAGAUACUGGGCCCUUACAGCACUGCGUACCCCUCUCCCAUUAGCAGGAUCGCCGCGCCGUGUUGGAAUUUUCCUGGACUAUGAAUCAGGAGACAUCUCUUUCUAUAACAUGACUGAUGGAUCUCAAAUCUAUACUUUUCCCAGUACUUCUUUCUCUGGCCCCCUCCGGCCAUUCUUUUGCCUAUGGUCCUGUGGUGAAAAGCCCUUGACCAUCUGUCCAGUUGCUAAUAGGCCUGAGGGGGUUAUAGUCGUUGCUAAUAGCCAGGACCUUUCUAAGGAUAUCCCUUUGUCCCCUGUGGGGGAGGAUUCUGCCUCUGGAGAUACUGACACUCUCCAUUCUAAACUAAUCCCUUCCCAAUCCAACCAAGGGCUACCUUAA
Messenger RNA from Dipodomys ordii (Ord's kangaroo rat), 1461 nucleotides. Its product is annotated as butyrophilin subfamily 1 member A1-like. Bases 1 to 1461 code for a protein of 486 amino acids. Gene Ontology annotation, molecular function: signaling receptor binding. Gene Ontology annotation, biological process: regulation of cytokine production; T cell receptor signaling pathway. The transcript is spliced from 7 exons. NCBI's taxonomy places the organism in Eukaryota, Metazoa, Chordata, Mammalia, Rodentia, Heteromyidae. Gene Ontology annotation, cellular component: external side of plasma membrane. The record is from RefSeq and is a predicted model, not a curated record.